AUGGUUUCAUCUACUUGCGAUGAACAAGAACGCGAUAGGCCAUUGGCUUUUGAUGAUGGUAUGGGACAGAGCAAAAGUCGAGCACAAUCCUCAAACACAUGUAAUCAAACUGGAAUGACGAAGGAAGAUGAAAACCUCGCAAAAAUAGUUUAUGAAAAACUUUACAGGGCGGGUGCGUGGGCCACCAUUGAUGACGAGCAUACAGCUCCCGAGAAAAUUGCCUCGCUGGAGAAGGACACAUCAAUGGAGGUUUCAGGCGAGCCGGAAGACGAAAGAGAAGAGCCACAAAUUGAAUCCCCGAAGAAGAAGAAGAUAAAGCUCUGCAAAAAAUACCCUCAUCUUCCGGAAAAGUUCAAAUUUGAAGAUCGGGAAGAAGAGAGAAAAAAGAAGUUGGAGAUGAAGAAGAAAGAGAAAGAUAGAGAGCUCGAGGAGCUGUUUGAAUUGUUGGAUAAUCAGUUAAUUGGUUAUUUAUUUAAUUGA
This is a messenger RNA of Andrographis paniculata, 480 nucleotides long. RefSeq lists its product as uncharacterized. Lineage: Eukaryota; Viridiplantae; Streptophyta; Magnoliopsida; Lamiales; Acanthaceae. The coding region runs from base 1 to 480 and encodes 159 amino acids. The record is from RefSeq and is a predicted model, not a curated record. The transcript is spliced from 2 exons.